CACACGCGCUUCCCUUCACAUGGUGUACAGAAGGGCGGCCUAAAAUCGGAAAAUACUACAGAGUCUGCAGUUGUUUGCAAAGAAACCUGGUCAUUCAAAAAAGAAAAUAAUUGACGUAUUAACUACCUGAAUUGUUUGUUUUUAUAUUGUUUCUGAGAAAUUACGAAACUUCAGCAUCAUUACCUGCGGCAACACCCGCCCCUCUGCGCGCUCCCGUGCCUGCGAUCCGGGAACGAUAGUCAAUUUUAAGUUGGCGAGUUUUCUGUGCAGACUGUCGAGCAAGGAUCCGAAGCUAGAAUGACAACAUACACUGAUAAAGGCGAAAAGCACGAGCGAGGCAGGUUUAUCUGCUUCGACCACAUCACCUUCUGGGUCGGCAAUGCGAAACAGGCUGCUUCCUUCUAUUGCAACAAGAUGGGAUUUGAACCUCUGGCCUACCAAGGACUGGAGACAGGGAACCGGGAGGUGGUGUCCCAUGUGGUCAAGCAGGACAAGAUCAUUUUUGUUUUCUCAUCUGCACUGAAUCCUGGAAAUAAAGAGAUGGGGGAGCACCUAGUGAAGCACGGCGACGGGGUCAAAGAUGUCGCCUUUAGUGUGGAGGACCUGGACUUCCUGGUUCAGAAAGCCAAAGAGCGAGGAGCCGUCAUCCUGAAGGAGCCCCAUGUGCUGGAAGAUGGACAUGGCUCUGUGAAGAUGGCUGUUCUUCAGACUUAUGGUGACACCACACACACCCUCGUGGAGAGAAAGGCUUACACAGGCCUCUUCCUGCCCGGCUUCCACCCGCCUCCCUUCCAGGAUCCACUGCUUGCUAAGCUGCUGAGUGGCAAUCUGAAUUUCAUUGACCAUGUGGUCGGGAAUCAGCCGGACAGCGAGAUGAUCUCGGCGGUGGAGUGGUACCAGAUGAAUUUGCUGUUCCACCGCUUCUGGUCGGUGGAUGACAAGCAGCUACAGACAGACUUCAGUGCCUUGCGGUCUAUAGUGGUAGCCAACCAUGAGGAAACAGUGAAGAUGCCCAUCAAUGAGCCAGCCCUGGGGAAACGCAAGUCCCAGAUACAGGAGUAUGUGGAGUACUAUGGGGGCCCGGGGGUCCAGCAUAUCGCCAUGAACACGUCAGACAUCAUCACAGCUAUCCGUAACCUGAAGGAACGUGGAAUGGAGUUCAUGAACGUUCCGGAUACUUACUACCAGCAGCUAAGAGAGAGACUGAAAGUGUCCAAAGUGAAGAUCAGCGAGGAUUUGGAUGCUCUGCAGGAACUGAAGAUCCUGGUGGAUUAUGACGAUCAUGGGUACCUGCUCCAGAUCUUCACCAAGCCUGUACAGGACCGGCCUACUGUCUUCCUGGAAGUCAUUCAACGACAUAACCAUCAGGGUUUUGGCGCCGGAAACUUCAAGUCCCUGUUUGAAGCCAUCGAAGCCGACCAGAAUGCCAGAGGAAACCUGACUGUGCUGAACGCCACUGGCCUGUCAGAGUCCAUGUGAGAGCCUGACACCAAACGCCCUUAUACCCCACACGGGGCUGACACCAAACGCCCUUAUACCCCACAUGGGGCUGACACCAAACGCCCUUAUACCCCACACGGGGCUGACACCAAACGCCCUUAUACCCCACACGGGGCUGACACCAAACACCCUUAUACCCCACACGGGGUUGAAACCAAACGCCCUUAUACCCCACACCAGGCUGACACCAAACGCCCUUAUACCCCACACAGGGAUGACACCAAGCGCCCUUAUACCCCACACGGGGCUGACACCAAACGCCCUUAUACCCCACACGGGACUGACACCAAACGCUCUUAUACCCCACACAGGGCUGACACCAAACACCCUUAUACCCCACACAGGGCUGACACCAAACGCCCUUAUACCCCACAUGGGGCUGACACCAAACACCCUUAAACCCCACACGGGGCUGACACCAAACGCCCUUAUACCCCACACGGGGCUGACACCAAACGCCCUUAUACCCCACACGGGGCUGACACCAAACGCCCUUAUACCCCACACGGGACUGACACCAAACGCCCUUAUACCCCACACGGGACUGACACCAAACGCUCUUAUACCCCACACAGGGCUGACACCAAACACCCUUAUACCCCACACAGGGCUGACACCAAACGCCCUUAUACCCCACAUGGGGCUGACACCAAACACCCUUAUACCCCACACGGGGCUGACACCAAACGCCCUUAUACCCCACACCGGGCUGACACCAAACGCCCUUAUACCCCACACAGGGAUGACACCAAGCGCCCUUAUACCCCACACGGGGCUGACACCAAACGCCCUUAUACCCCACACGGGACUGACACCAAACGCUCUUAUACCCCACACAGGGCUGACACCAAACACCCUUAUACCCCACACAGGGCUGACACCAAACGCCCUUAUACCCCACAUGGGGCUGACACCAAACACCCUUAUACCCCACACGGGGCUGACACCAAGUGCCCUUAUACCCCACACGGGGCUGACACCAAACGCCCUUAUACCCCACACGGGGCUGACACCAAGCGCCCUUAUACCCCACAUGGGGCUGACACCAAACGCCCUUAUACCCCACAUGGGGCUGACACAAAACGCCCUUAUACCCCACACGGGGCUGACACCAAACACCCUUAUACCCCACAUGGAGCUGACACCAAACGCCCUUAUACCCCACAUGGGGCUGACACCAAACGCCCUUAUACCCCACACGGGGCUGACACCAAACGCCCUUAUACCCCACAUGGGGCUGACACCAAACACCCUUAUACCCCACACAGGGAUAACACCAAACACCCUUAUACCCCACAUGGAGCUGACACCAAACGCCCUUAUACCCCACAUGGAGCUGACACCAAACGCCCUUAUACCCCACAUGGGGCUGACACCAAACGCCCUUAUACCCCACACGGGGCUGACACCAAACGCCCUUAUACCCCACAUGGAGCUGACACCAAACGCCCUUAUACCCCACAUGGGGCUGACACCAAACGCCCUUAUACCCUACACGGGGCUGACACCAAACACCCUUGUACCCCACACGGGGAUGACACUAACGGUCAUAUGUAUAUUCCAUAGUAUUUAGAUGUGAUUAGUUGGUAUUAUCAUUGUAGUGGAAGCUUUCUGUCCUCAUGAAAAAUAUUAAUCAUAAUACUGAAAUCCUAGUAAUAAAUAUGUAUUUUCAUAAAUAUAUAUUUUAAAUAUAAUCACAGGAAUAAAAAUUUUCAAUGUUGAAGUUAAUUUAGCAGUGAAUUAAGCUGUAGUCUCUUCUAUUUGACGUAAAUCAAUAAAUAAAUUGUGGCCAGUGACAUGUGGGCGCUCACACAGACACGUACAGCCAGGACACACGCCGCACUGCCUAUACUCAUGCCCAUUUAUUCAGCAGCCAGGACUCCGACACACACGCCGCACUGCCUAUACUCAUGCCAAUUCGUUCAGCAGCCAGGACUCCGACACACACGCCGCACUGCCUAUACUCAUGCCAAUUCGUUCAGCAGCCAGGACUCCGACACACACGCCGCACUGCCUAUACUCAUGCCAAUUCGUUCAGCAGCCAGUACUCCGACACGCACGCCGCACUGCCUAUACUCAUGCCAAUUCGUUCAGCAGCCAGUACUCCGACACGCACGCCGCACUGCCUAUACUCAUACCAAUUCGUUCAGCAGCCAGGACUCCGACACGCACGCCGCACUGCCUAUACUCAUGCCCAUUUAUUCAGCAGCCAGGACUCCGACACACACGCCGCACUGCCUAUACUCAUGCCAAUUCGUUCAGCAGCCAGUACUCCGACACGCACGCCGCACUGCCUAUACUCAUGCCAAUUCGUUCAGCAGCCAGGACUCCGACACGCACGCCGCACUGCCUAUACUCAUGCCAAUUCGUUCAGCAGCCAGGACUCCGACACACACGCCGCACUGCCUAUACUCAUGCCCAUUCGCUCAGCAGCCAGGACUCCGACACACACGCCGCACUGCCUCUACUCAUGCCCAUUCGCUCAGCAGCCAGGACUCCGACACACACGCCGCACUGCCUAUACUCAUGCCAAUUCGCUCAGCAGCCAGGACUCCGACACACACGCCGCACUGCCUAUACUCAUGCCCAUUCGCUCAGCAGCCAGGACUCCGACACACACGCCGCACUGCCUAUACUCAUGCCAAUUCGCUCAGCAGCCAGGACUCCGACACACACGCCGCACUGCCUAUACUCAUGCCAAUUCGUUCAGCAGCCAGGACUCCGACACGCACGCCGCACUGCCUAUACUCAUGCCAAUUCGCUCAGCAGCCAGGACUCCGACACACACGCCGCACUGCCUAUACUCAUGCCCAUUCAUUCACCUAAGGCCUGGCCAUUUCGGCCGUAAGUAGAAUGCACCCUCGCAACACAAGUGCAGUUACCUCACGUGUAACCGUAAAUGCUUCAGGAUACUCUCUGCGAGAGAUCUGCAGGGCAGUCAUGGGCUUCAACCAUUCCCAAUGCGUGGUAACAAAAGACACUGGCAGACACUGGUUAAAAAAAUGUCAGUAUGUUUAUGGAUUGCUUUAUAAAAGUUACUAUAUACACAAUGAUACAUAAUCAUGGAUUCACACAAAUUAACAAUAUGCAGAGCGAGACGAGUCAGAUACCGAGAACUAAAAAACACAAAACAAAAAGGUACAUUUCAAAACUAAAUCAUAUUAAUAACAAAAUAACCUGUCUGUAACAUUUUUUAUUGCAAACCUUUCCAACAUCGACACCCCCCCUUUCAGACAACUUGGCGUUUCUAAAUGGCAGCACAUUUAGAAAUGUGAUUUUUUUUUUAAGGGUGCCGAUGUGCCGCAGAUGUAGACAGAUUGCAACAAGACUCAUUUAAAACACUUCAGCUGGUAUUUGAUUCUUUUGGAAGGAAUCAUUUGUGCGUUUCUGUGUCUGUGUAAACGUGCGCAUGUGUGUAAGUGUACAUAUAAACAAUAAAUACAGUUUAGCUUUGCAUGAACACA
Messenger RNA from Brienomyrus brachyistius, 4964 nucleotides. Its product is annotated as 4-hydroxyphenylpyruvate dioxygenase-like. Lineage: Eukaryota; Metazoa; Chordata; Actinopteri; Osteoglossiformes; Mormyridae. Gene Ontology annotation, cellular component: endoplasmic reticulum membrane; Golgi membrane. Gene Ontology annotation, molecular function: metal ion binding; 4-hydroxyphenylpyruvate dioxygenase activity; lactoylglutathione lyase activity. Bases 298 to 1479 code for a protein of 393 amino acids. The record is from RefSeq and is a predicted model, not a curated record. Gene Ontology annotation, biological process: L-tyrosine catabolic process. The transcript has 15 exons.